Molecule: messenger RNA, 2088 nt
Organism: Fusarium pseudograminearum CS3096
Lineage: Eukaryota; Fungi; Ascomycota; Sordariomycetes; Hypocreales; Nectriaceae
Gene: Fst12
Product: Fst12
Exons: 3
Coding region: 1-2088 (695 amino acids)
Biological process (GO): regulation of DNA-templated transcription; sexual reproduction
Cellular component (GO): nucleus; Tec1p-Ste12p-Dig1p complex; Ste12p-Dig1p-Dig2p complex
Molecular function (GO): DNA-binding transcription factor activity
Source: RefSeq, a predicted model, not a curated record
AUGUAUUCGCAACACUCCGCAAUGGCGCCUCAGAAGCCCGAAACAUUCAUGUUGAGCACUGAGGCCCAGCAAGCUCUCCCUCAUGAUGCCCAGGUCGCUCUGCAACAAGUCGACAACUUGAAGUACUUCCUGAUCUCUGCCCCUGUUGACUGGCAACCCGAUCAGUACAUUCGCCGAUUCCUGCUGCCCACAGGUGAAUAUGUCUCAUGCAUUCUCUGGAACAACCUCUUCCAUAUUUCUGGCACAGACAUCGUGCGAUGUUUGUCCUUCCGAUUCCAGGCUUUCGGCCGACCUGUCAAGAACUCGAAGAAAUUCGAGGAGGGUAUCUUCUCUGACUUGCGAAACCUCAAGUCUGGAACUGAUGCUUCUCUGGAGGAGCCCAAGAGCGCCUUCCUCGACUUCCUCUACAAGAACAACUGUAUCCGAACUCAGAAGAAGCAAAAAGUCUUUUACUGGUACAGCGUCCCCCAUGAUCGCCUGUUCCUUGACGCGCUGGAACGCGACCUCAAGCGGGAGAAGAUGGGCCAGGAAGCCACCACUGUUGCUGUCAGCGAACCAGCACUGUCUUUCCAGUACGACUCAUCUCAGUCGCUCUACGAGCAACUGACAAAGGCUCAACAAGCCAACUCAUCAUCCUUCAGCGCCCAGCAAUCUGCUUUCUCCCAAAGUCAGUCCACAUCUCCCGUCAUGCGAGCGAUGGACUCGAUGCCUCCUCCCCCGACAAUGAUGCCCCAGUCCAUGGCCCCUUUGGCGGAGGGGAUGGACGCAAUGGUACCUUAUGGAACGAUGGCGGUGCCUCACCCGAUGCACCAAGCUGUCCCCGUCAAGAGGGAACCUGAUUUCACCCGUGUUCAGUAUAACCAGAACGGUAUUCCUAUCACGACAGGCCACCAGCGCCACGCUUCAAUGCCCGCAUACGCUCUCGAGUACUCACCCGCCCCAUCAUUUGUCUCCUCACAGUACGAAGACUACAGCAACCGAGGAAUUUCCUUUGAACCCAUCACGCCUCCGCAACAGGCGUUGGGUAUCUCUGCUGAACCUGCGUACAUCGCCAACGAGGAGACCGGCCUGUACUCCGCCAUCCCAGAUCAUAUGGCUAGCAUGAACGGACUCAAUGGCAUGGUUCAACUCCCUCCAUCCAACUUGGCUGGCCCCCAGUUCUCUCGUCCCUAUGGUACAAACAACGUCUACUCUGUGAUCGAAGGUUCGCCGACAUAUAAGCAGAGAAGACGGCGUUCAUCCAUCCCCCCAUCUAUGUCGGCGAUCGCACCCCCAACUGCCCCUUCUCACCCAGCACACUCGCAUGUUCGUCGGCCUUCUGAUCUCAGACGAUCUGUCUCCGCUUCUGUUGGUCCCGUUGCCGAAGGUGAUGAGUCUGCAGACAACUCACCUCCCGGACUGUCUUACAGCACCUCUGGCAUGUCAAUGAACAGCCACCACCAGAACAUGUCCCGACACGGAACGCCAUUGUCUACCGUGGAAGGAAGCCCCGCCACCAAUUCUAUGGGUCUCCAUCAGGAUUUCUCUCACCUCGCUGGUGAUGAAUACAAUGGCGACGGUUCAAUGAGCGAGCAACGACGAUCUGCACCUGCCUCCAACGGUGCUGUCCGACGUGCCCGUUCCGCUACUGUGAUGGAAGUUGGCCCUUAUCCCCAGAAGUCCCACUCUUGCCCCAUUCCUACCUGUGGCCGUCUCUUCAAGCGUUUAGAACAUCUUAAGCGACACGUUCGAACACACACACAAGAGAGACCCUAUGUUUGCCCUCACUGUAGCAAGGCCUUCUCACGAUCCGACAAUUUGGCACAACACAAGCGCACACAUGGUCGCGAAGACGGCGGGGACGGUUCACUACACAUGUCUGGCGACGAAGAGGAGGACUUCUCCGGUGACGACCAUCUUGGCUCAUUGGAAGAGGCCUCUCCUCACUCUGACAGCGCUUACGUGACCGGCUCCCUGAACGUUGCCGCUCAUGGCUCGACUCCUCCCUCAAGCAACGCACCCACACAAUCCUUCAACAGUCUCGAAACCCUUAGCAUGCCCAUGACAAUGAGCCAACCGGCUGCUAUCAACGCUAGCGGCAUGAUGUAA